AUGACGCAAAAAUCUCGCGCAAAUAUAAAGCGAAAUUCGUGGAAGAAGAAAAAAUGUGAAUCACAAGAAAUUAGUCACCAGAACAAUUCUACGUGGCCAAGUAGAGUAUUAAAAAAGCCGUUUCCGAUCAUUACUAAAUUCAAGAUGCGACAACGGAGCCGUAAAUCAAGACUCAGCAACAAAACUGUUUCAUAUCAAAGCGAGGCACAAAAUAAACACAAUAAGAAGACAAACGAAAAUAAGAAGCUUCGAAAUGUUUAA
Clunio marinus is the source of this 261-nucleotide messenger RNA. Lineage: Eukaryota; Metazoa; Arthropoda; Insecta; Diptera; Chironomidae. The record is from the annotation of a GenBank genome assembly.